Amoebophrya sp. A25 is the source of this 2525-nucleotide messenger RNA. Lineage: Eukaryota; Dinophyceae; Syndiniales; Amoebophryaceae. The record is from the annotation of a GenBank genome assembly.
AUGGGUGUGGAAGACGUCGCAGCUGGGCACAUGGAUGCCGAAAUGGGAGGUGGAGGCGGUGAAGAGGCCCUAGUCGAGGCUGGCACCUGCACUUACACCAAGAUUGAGAAGUUGCAAGAAAGUGGAGUCAACGUCGCGGAUAUCGCGAAACUGAAGGCGGCCGGUUUUUGCACCACGAAUGCCAUUGUCUCGGUGAUGCGGAAAGACUUAGUGGCGGUAAAAGGUCUGGGUGAAGCGAAGGUAGACAAAAUCAUCGAAGCAGCGUACAAAACUGUGUCGGGAGAAAAAUCACAGGUACGACUUCUUACUGAAACUUCUAAGAAGUUCGUAACAUCAACGACGUUCGUGGUUGCUUGAGUGGCUAAGGAUGAUCAUAUGGUAGUCGUGUCUAGGGUGGGUAAGGAUGAUCAUAUGGUAGUUGUCUGUUGAAUGUUGACACCAUGAUCUUCCCAAAUAAUCUACUCCGAUUCUGUAGCAGACAUGCAGAUUAGUGCUAGAAGAUACAUGAUUCGUUAGUAUCGAGGAAGAUUUUCCAGCACGACAUAAUCCACACAGUUCUUCACUGCGGAGGAGGCCUUAGUAAAGCUCCAGCAAGUUCGGUUCAAGAUUAGUACCGGCGCGAGCUCGCUCGACGAAAUACUGCGUGGCGGCAUCGAAGCUGGCUGCAUCACGGAGCUCUACGGAGAAUUUCGUACCACACAGAUGUCAAAUAUCACGCGUUGUUUUUUUGUUUUCCAGUAAACUUUCGUUCUUACACUCAAACUUGUAUGAUCUUCGUGAUUACAUCUCAUAAACUUUUAUCUUCAGGUUGCGGCAAAACCCAGCUUUGCCAUACUCUUGCUGUGAUGGCGCAAUUGCACGAGACCUUUCCCGGUCGCUGUUUAUACAUCGAUACGGAAGGCACUUUCCGACCAGACCGCAUACAGGAAAUCUGCGUGGCCCAGAAUGUCGACCCCGAAGAAAUCAUGGCGAAUAUCAUCACCGCACGUGCCAUGACCUCAGAGCACCUGAACGCCUUGCUGCGCGAAGCAGCAACUAUGAUGGUGGACGAAAGCAGCGGGCAAUUUGCUGUGAUCAUUAUCGAUUCGAUUAUGGGCAUCUUUCGCCAAGACUUUUCGGGACGAGGCGAGCUCUCCGAACGACAACAGCUGUUGGGAAAAACUUAUGAAAAUCUAAUCUAAUACCAUGCCAACAACUGUUGAAAUACCAUCAAUGUCCGAGGAGAACUAUAGUAAAAGUCUAAGAAUACCAUCUCCAUCAAUGCCCCAUGAGAACUAUAAUAAAAGUCCAUAAUUUUUCCACUAUUCAUCUCCACCGCAUUUUCGAUCUACACGACUUACUCGUGUUUGUUCUUCUUCCUCCCUCUUUUCCUUCUUUUACGUGCCUCUUUCAUGUUCCAUUGAAUCGUCUGGCGAAAUUGGCGCAUGAGUUCAACGUCGCUGUUGUGCUCACGAACCAAGUGAUGGCUGAUCCGAGUGGGUCAGUUGGUGCGACGUUCUCCGCAAUGCCGAAGCCGAUCGGUGGACACGUUUUGGCGCAUGCUAGUACAGUGCGACUGUUCUUCCGCAAGGGUAAGGGGGAUGAACGCAUCGUGAAGAUCAUCGAUAGUCCGAAUCUGCCGGAAGCAGAAUGCACAGUCCAGAUUUUCUCAGGUGGUAUCAGAGCACCAGAAGGAAUGUAAUUUGUGCCAGUUAAUAGAAUGUAGAGGUAUCAGAAUAAAGAUGCUUACGGAGCGUGUACCAAGUAGGAUCUGUUGGAAGAAUGAUUGUAAGAUUUGCAAGUAGCUAAAGCAGUUGUCAUAGCAGUUGUCAUAUGCACUCUCGUUAUUCCAGAAGAAUAUGGACUCUUAUAAUUGCGAUUGUUGAAUACUAGAAACUGAAUAGCCAUAGUGAUGAAAGCGAAUUGUAAUAAAGCGGUCAGUAAGUCGCAAAUUAGCAAAAAAUUGGGGAGCCAGCAGUACUUGAUUACGAUCCAAGAUGUGUGAUAAGUAGUUUCUUGAAUUUGAAGUAUGUCUUUGACGAGUAAAAAGCAUCUCUUGCACUUGUAGUGACUUAUUGGGAAUUAGUUCAGGUUCUAAAAAGCUAGUUGGUCAAGUAGUAGUCGGUCUGAGGUUACCUCGCAACGAUUAUAUGCUCUAUCUGGAGUUUUUUUGAAAAGGAAUGCACCUAGUUACUAGAAUUAGUCAACAAUAGUUUUUGUUACACUUUUGCAGUCAUUUUGAAAAUCGCUGAACUUCCUGACGAAAAGUCUGAUUGUUUCUUGAUUCUGCAGAUUAUUAUUUGCCCACUGACUUAUUAUAUAGAAAAUCCAUUGGAAACUGCUUUGGUCGUCUGUUGUAUGUGCUACGAAAUACCGUAUGCUUUUGUAGCUAGUUUCGAAAUACGCCUCAUGCUGCAAUUUUAUAAUUAGGUUGGAUGUCAUUCGCACCGCAACCUGUACCGUCUGAGAAUUACUGGAUUUGGAACUAGAUCAUGGAAAUUGCUUUGAAUAAUUCAAAGAUUAUUGCUCAACCACAAGCAACAGGG